Molecule: messenger RNA, 2065 nt
Organism: Desarmillaria tabescens
Lineage: Eukaryota; Fungi; Basidiomycota; Agaricomycetes; Agaricales; Physalacriaceae
Product: Usp36 protein
Exons: 7
Coding region: 170-2065 (631 amino acids)
Biological process (GO): protein deubiquitination
Cellular component (GO): cytosol; nucleus
Molecular function (GO): cysteine-type deubiquitinase activity
Source: RefSeq, a predicted model, not a curated record
CAGCGGACCACGUGGAAUUGUUUGUUCUUGCUGGCGCGUUUUCAACAAAUCUCUACCCUGUUCCCCUUUGCCGGUACCCGACUUUACGCUGCCUUCGUUUUUUCCCCUUGCAUGCUUCUUUCCCUUUUCUCUAUCUAGACGUUUUCUCUCUAGACUCCCAACGGCUGCCAUGCUGGCGUCUCCUUUGUAUCCUGCUCCUUCUCCUGCUUUUUCUCCUUCCCACUCGAAUGGAGACGAUCAGCUCUCAUGUAGACCUUCAAGAGAUUUAGAGGCCUUCAACAGCCUUCUGCCCCCACCAGUAGAGUUCAUCGAAGGAUCUUCUUCAGGGACUUUGGCUGUGGCCGAAGGCAAAUACGAGCCUAUAAAUGCCACGCCUACACGGAAGGCGUCUCCAGUGAAGGAGCAGCCCGUACUUUCCCAAUCUUCCCCUGUCCUUUCCCCCAAAGUCACCAAACGAUCAGCCGGCAGAGCAGACGUUGACGCCCAGUCCCUCUUCGCAGGCGAAGUCGACACAGCUUGGCCCCCCAAAUUUAAUAUCGGAUCCGGGCUGUUCAACAAUGGCAAUACAUGCUUCUUGAACAGCGUUCUACAAUGUCUCAUUCACACCCCGCCACUCCUUGCUGUUCUUUACGGUCACAAUGAAAGCUGUCGUGUCAAGAACGUCUUUUGUAUGGCUUGCAACCUGCGGUCGGUUUGCUUUCAGGCCUACUCCAACAAGUCGGCCUUCUCCCCGGGACUAAUUAGCACUAAGCUACAUCUUAUCGCCAAGCACCUGAAGCGAGGUCGACAAGAAGAUUCGCACGAAUUUCUUCGAUAUGCCAUAGAUGCUUUACAGAAGUCAUGUCUAUUCGGCUAUCCACCAAAACUCGAUCCCAAGGUUGCGGAGACAAGUUGGGUGCACAAAAUAUUCGGCGGCAAGCUGCGGUCUCGAGUGACAUGCCAAUCGUGCGGCCACAAUAGCGACACGUACGAUAGCAAUCUCGAUGUCAGCCUCGAUAUCCACAGAAUGAGCACGGUCAAAGAAGCUUUACACAAAUUCGUUGCCCCUGACUAUCUGAAGGGCGGCGACAAGUACAAGUGCGAAAGGUGCAAAAAAUACGUGAAUGCGGAGAAACGCUUUUCAAUACACAAAGCGCCUCUCGUUUGCACUAUCCACCUUAAACGCUUCUCGCCUAUGGGUAACAAAAUCGGUCACCAAGUGAAUUAUGACGAGCGCCUCAGCCUUGCCCCGUAUAUGAGCGAAGGAGAAUUCGGACCUCUCUACAGCCUAUAUGGUGUCAUUUGUCAUGCUGGGGGUGGUCCAAACUCCGGACACUACUAUGCCUUUGUGAAGAGCAGAUCGGGCGAUUGGUAUGAAAUGAACGACGAGUCUGUGACCCGUGUUCACCAGACACCUGUGCGGAAGAAUGCGUACAUUCUUUUCUAUAUGCGGACCAAGGGUGAAAGACUACAGGCGGCCCUCACGCCGCCUGUAGCCAACGGUGUACACCCGUUAAAGGGAAUCACUGUGGGCAUGAAGAAGCGAAGGGUUAGAGAGGACGAAGACGAGGAGGACACAGGUGUCAAGAUGUCGAAACCAUUUAUCGGACCGCUCUUACCGACAGAAUCCGACAAACCUGGUGGCCCUUCGGAUGCCAAACGCCAGAAGCUAAGCUCUACCAAUGAUCCACAAGCCGAUGCUGUGAAGAAGAAGAUUGAGUCGGCGCAGAAAACGUUGUCCAAUUUAGCACAGUACGCUAGCGACGACAGCGACGAAGAGGAGGCGAAAGAGAAGAAAGAUGACGAGGAGAAGGAUAAAACUGAAUCUCAAGAAACCUUAGGAUCCGCUUCUCCGCCCAAACCAUCUUCUCCACAAACCACAUCGUCCGCCCCGUCUCGGUCAACGUUCUCUUCACCCAUACCUCCAAAUCGAUUCUACAGUACCCCGAAUAACAAACAAAAAAGGCAUGGUCCAGGUUCCGGGAACUCCAGGGACCGUUGGCAGCAGUCCAAGCAGUAUAGCUUCAAUCCGUACAACAGAUUUCUGUCAGGGAAGAAGGGUAAAGGAAGACCUCGACCGUUAUGA